This is a messenger RNA of Talpa occidentalis (Iberian mole), 690 nucleotides long. RefSeq names its product claudin 25 (gene CLDN25). Gene Ontology annotation, biological process: cell adhesion; bicellular tight junction assembly. Gene Ontology annotation, molecular function: structural molecule activity. The transcript has a single exon. NCBI's taxonomy places the organism in Eukaryota, Metazoa, Chordata, Mammalia, Eulipotyphla, Talpidae. Gene Ontology annotation, cellular component: plasma membrane; bicellular tight junction. The coding region runs from base 1 to 690 and encodes 229 amino acids. The record is from RefSeq and is a predicted model, not a curated record.
AUGGCUUGGAGUUUCCGUGGACAAGCCCAGCUGGGGGGCCUGCUCCUCUCCCUCCUCGGCUGGGUCUGUUCAUGUGUCACCACCAUCCUGCCACAGUGGAAGACUCUCAAUCUGGAACUGAACGAGAUGGAGACCUGGGGCAUGGGACUUUGGGAGGUCUGUGUGAAUCAGGAGGAAGUUGCCACUGUGUGCAAGGCCUUUGAUUCCUUCUUAUCUUUGCCCCAGGAGCUCCAGGUAUCCCGCAUCCUCAUGGUGACCUCCCAUGGGCUGGGACUUUUGGGGCUUCUGCUUUCUGGGCUUGGGUCCGAAUGCUUCCAGUUUCGCAGAAUCAGAUGGGUACUUAAGAGGCGACUUUGCCUUCUUGGGGGAACAUUGGAGACAUCAGCAUCAGCCAUGACCCUCUUUCCAGUUUCCUGGGUGGCCCAUGCCACAAUCCAAGACUUCUGGGAUGACAGCAUUCCUGAGAUUGUGCCUCGGUGGGAAUUUGGAGAUGCCCUUUACUUGGGCUGGGCAGCUGGUAUUUUCCUGGCCCUUGGUGGAUUAAUUCUCAUCUUCUCAAUUUGCCUGGGGGAAGAAGAUGUGCCCUCUCCCUGGAUGGCUAGCCCUACAACCCCACCGUCCUGUGUUCCAGCAGAGGAAUUCAACGGAUCCUUCUGUCUAACACCAAGAGCGAAGAACCAGGUCAUCUAG